This is a messenger RNA of Pelobates fuscus (common spadefoot toad), 1207 nucleotides long. RefSeq names its product coenzyme Q7, hydroxylase (gene COQ7). Gene Ontology annotation, molecular function: 3-demethoxyubiquinol 3-hydroxylase activity. The transcript has 6 exons. Gene Ontology annotation, biological process: determination of adult lifespan; ubiquinone biosynthetic process; regulation of gene expression. The record is from RefSeq and is a predicted model, not a curated record. NCBI's taxonomy places the organism in Eukaryota, Metazoa, Chordata, Amphibia, Anura, Pelobatidae. Gene Ontology annotation, cellular component: nucleus; mitochondrial inner membrane. Bases 82 to 759 code for a protein of 225 amino acids.
GGAGGAUGACGUCAAAAGAAGGCGCCGAAUGAAGUGUGUGACAGGCUUGACUGGCUGCUGAAAGGUCGCUUAGUUUCUGGGAUGGGGAGAGCCGCAGGGGUCCUGCUCGGGGGGCUCUGCUCAGGCAUUAAGAGGCUCCCCAGGGUCCAAGCAGGUGCCGGCUUGCAAUACUGUUUACAAGUGAACCGCACACCAGUCAGACAAUGCAGCUUUGGGAAUUCCACUAACGACGAUGAUGAAAGAGCAUUGUUGGAUCGGAUAAUAAGGGUAGAUCAUGCGGGAGAGUAUGGAGCUAAUCGUAUCUACGCUGGACAAAUGGCUGUCCUGGGCAGAUCAAGUGCAGGACCCAUUAUUCAGCAUAUGUGGGAUCAGGAAAAAGAUCAUUUGAAAAAGUUCAAUGAAUUAAUGGUUGCACAUAGAGUUCGACCCACAGUAUUGCUGCCAUUUUGGAACGUAGCUGGGUUCGCAUUAGGUGCUGCUACUGCCCUGCUAGGAAAGAAGGGGGCAAUGGCGUGUACGGUUGCUGUGGAAGCAACAAUAUCCGACCAUUAUAACAACCAAAUUAGAACUCUGAUGGAGAGGGACCCUGAAAAAUACAGAUCAUUACUUGAGACUAUAAAGAAAUUUCGAGAUGAGGAAAUGGAGCAUCACGAUACAGGGCUAGAACAGGAUGCAGAGCAGGCACCAGCCUACUUCAUCCUGAAGAACCUCAUACAAGUGGGAUGUCGAACAGCGGUAUAUUUAUCAGAACGUCUGUGACAAAAUCUUACCCGGCUGCAAAGUUUCCUUCAAACAGAUGGACUUGGCUUACUCGCUGCAAGAUUGAAAGCUUUGGUCAAGAAUAUUGUCAUUGCAGUUCUUCAGAUGCACAUUAGGUGGCAGUAUAAUCUGCACAUAAAUUCAGAACUGCUUUUCUUUGUCUGACCUGCAUUAAUGUAAUGACUGAGCUUUGCAACAGGUACAUCGACUUGCCCUAAUGUUGUGUGUGUGCAUUUAGUGUACAACAUUAUUGGAGCUGUAUUAUCUUAAAAUCUCACCAGUCAUUUAAGACUCUUAAAAUUCCUGUUAAAAUCAAUGAGUACUGCUGUUGUUUGUGAAAUCAUGAACAGUUAUUGUGCCUCUGUUUUACUUGAUGUGAAAUAUUGUAAACAGGAUUCAAAUUGUUGGUUUUCAUAGCAGCUAUUUUUAUGUUAUUGGAUCUGAAUAU